CCCGAAUCUGUGCUUGUGCCUGGCCAUCAUCACAUCUCGAUUGAUAAUCAUCCACUUUGAUCAUGCUCUAAACUCCUCCCAUCACUUGCUAUGUCGACCAUGUAUUCUGGGCUCGUUUGGGCCCUUCCCUUCGUUCUUCUUCUAUUCACAAUUUCCGUGACCUCUGAGCACACAUCGAACUGGGCCGUUCUCGUCUCUACCUCACGCUUCUGGUUCAACUACCGCCACCUCGCCAAUGUCCUCUCUCUCUAUCGCACCGUUAAGCGGUUGGGGAUUCCCGACUCGCAGAUUAUCCUAAUGCUCCCCGACGAUAUGGCCUGCAACCCCCGCAACGCUUUUCCCGGAACCGUUUACAGUAACGCCGACCGCGCAGUCGAUCUUUAUGGCGACAACAUCGAAGUCGACUAUCGCGGUUACGAAGUCACCGUGGAGAAUUUCAUUCGCCUCCUGACCGACCGUCUCGACGAAGAUGUGCCCCGCAGCAAACGGCUGGGUUCCGACGCAGGAAGCAACGUUCUGGUAUACAUGACCGGCCACGGGGGCGACCAGUUCCUGAAGUUCCAGGACUCGGAGGAGAUCGGGGCAUGGGAUCUGGCGGAUGCCUUUGGUCAGAUGUGGGAGAAGAAGCGCUACCAUGAGCUUCUGUUCAUGAUCGAUACUUGCCAGGCCAACACCAUGUAUACGCAUUUCUACUCGCCCAACAUCAUCGCUACCGGAUCGAGUGCGCUCGACCAGUCCUCGUACUCCCACCAUGCGGACAGCGACGUGGGUGUCGCGGUGAUUGAUCGGUGGACAUACUAUGUGCUGGAGUUCCUCGAAACGCAGGUCACGAGUGCGAACUCGAAGCAGACUCUGGGCGACCUCUUCGAUUCUUACGAUGAGUCUAAGAUCCAUUCCCAGCCGGGUGUGCGGUGGGAUCUCUUCCCUGGCGGCGAGCAAGAGGGUCGCCUGCGGACGGUGGUGGACUUCUUCGGAAAUGUCCAGAAUGUCGAGGUUGAGAAUGUCAAUGCCACUGAGCCGGGCUCCCUCAAAGAGGACCUCAUUGAGAUCGCCCGGCUGGUCGAGAAAUGGCGCACACACGACCGGGACAUGUUUGCCGGGCACAAUGAUUCGCUUCUGCAGGAGGGGGCAACCGUUUCACGUCCGGAGUCAGACAUGCAUCAUCAGGUAUUCCCGCAUCACACGGUCAAGAUGAAGGUUGGACCCGCGAGGAUGACCGAGGAGUCCACCUGGGAGAAGCGGUUCAUUGGAUUGACUGUGCUUGGUGCAUGUGCUGCCGUCUGGCUCGGCGGCUCGGUUCUAGGCGCGAGCCCUGCUUGAUUUGAGAUGUUGUAUAGCGUGUAAAGCGUGUGAAGUUUUUCGUAUAUUCAAUUGGUGUUCAUGCUCACUAUACCUAAGCUCGUUCAAUUUUAAUCUCCUUCUCUUUUUCUAUCACAAAAUUA
Messenger RNA from Aspergillus japonicus CBS 114.51, 1442 nucleotides. Its product is annotated as GPI-anchor transamidase. Gene Ontology annotation, cellular component: GPI-anchor transamidase complex. The transcript has a single exon. The record is from RefSeq and is a predicted model, not a curated record. NCBI's taxonomy places the organism in Eukaryota, Fungi, Ascomycota, Eurotiomycetes, Eurotiales, Aspergillaceae. Bases 100 to 1320 code for a protein of 406 amino acids. Gene Ontology annotation, biological process: protein localization to cell surface; attachment of GPI anchor to protein; proteolysis. Gene Ontology annotation, molecular function: GPI-anchor transamidase activity.